AUGGCUGCCGAUUUAGCAUUUGGUUCCGUGCCUCCGUAUUAUCGGGAGGUUUACAAUAUAGUGUGUCCCACUCAAGAAAGCAAGGUGGACCGUGAUAUGUUUGUGAGGCUGUUGAUGAAGUCAAGUUUGCCAAAACAGACCUUGUCCGAGAUAUGGGAUGUUGUAGACAGCAAACAAGGUUAUCUUACAAGAAAUGGUCUGUACAAAGCACUCGCACUUGUUGCAUUGGCACAGCAAGGAAAAUCAAUCAAUGAAAAAAUAUUGGAAACAUACUCAGACCAAGAGUUACCCAAGCCAUCAUUAGGUGAUCUCUCAGACCUGAAAUCACUUAGUAUUCAAGUGAGAAGAGAACACAACCCUAACUUACUGGGUUAUUCAUACCAUGAACUAUGCGACUUAGACAAUAUAAAAGUAGAACUAGCACCAGAAAAGAGAGGAUUAAUUUUAAAACAUAACGAGUAUGAAGUCACUAGCCAGGCAUUUAAAUCUACAGCAAUGCGACGUUACAAUGAUUUUUUAGCUUUUCAAGAAAUGUUACUGCAGAGAUUUCCCUAUCGACUUGUACCAAGGUUACCACCAAAGAAAAUGCUUGGAGCUGAUCGUGAAUUUAUUGAAGCGAGAAGGAAGUCGCUGCGUAGAUUUCUAACGUUAGUUUCUCGUCAUCCAGUGUUUCGUGAUAGUCCUAUUCUUAAAUUUUUCUUCACGUUUCAAGGAUCUGAUAUGCAACAUAAAUUGAAAGAAUUAUUUCGUGGAAUUCCAGAUGAAUUCAUGACUAGUUGUCUGGCAGCGCAAGCCAAGGACUUGGUUCCCCUUGAUACUCAGCUUCAGUUUGGGAACGCCAAGGAACAAAUCCGUGCCAUGUUUUCGGCAUUUACAAAAAUGAAGGAAAUGGCGGAGCGAAUGGCAAGAAGAUCAGCAGAACAAGCUAGUGAUAUGUUACUAGUCUGUAAAGAAUUAACUUAUCUUUCGCAAGACACACCACCUUCGUCAGCCUGGGCAUGCGGUAAUAACGACACAUGGUCUGAUUUGAAAAGAGGAUUUAAACCAUUAUCUGUGGAGUUUGCUGGCAUUGCAGAUAAAUGUGCACAACAGAGUGCAAGAGAAGAGGACACUGUAGUGGAAAUGAUGAAUUUGUUUUUAGAUCUUCUCACAUCAUUUAGGGACUUGUGUGAAAGACAUGAAAAAGGUGUGUUAAAAGAUCACCAGACUGCCUUAGCGAGGAUAGGUAAUAUGAAAAAGAAAAAGAUGACUGCAACCAUAAAAGGACAGGAACAGGCCGGUACUGUGGAACAGUUGGAGUCCAGAAUUAUUGAGCAAGAGAGUGAGAUCAUGAACAUGGAGAACAGGAAUUACUUUUCAUUACAUUGUUUACAAAUGGAAACGCAGUUAAUACAUGCCAACGUGGAGGUCAUUGCUGAAAUAUUUCAAUUAUUGGUUCAUAUUGAAGUAAAAGGAUCACGAGAAAUCAAUUCAUUAUGGGAAGAUCUUCAACCUAAAGUCAACAACCUUAUACCACGGGAUGUCAGUAACGCCACUUCUAACCCCGGUAGUCCCGUCACGUCACCUCUCGCAUCGCCAACAUCAGAACGCGUACUCUCCUUUCCUUAGAACACAGGAAUGGUAUCCAUGUGCAAUUUGUAUGAUAGUUACAGAUCAACUUUUAAAGUCACUAGCGAAAUAUGUUUAUUUUAAAAAGUGAAGGAAGAGAGGUUAAUUAGAGUGCAGGGGGAAAAUUUUUCUUUAAACAUCUGGGAAGACAUUUUAUUUAAAUAUCUUAUUUUAUGUUUCUUAUAUUUGCAAUGCAGCUGGAGUACGCUUAACUUUUC
This is a messenger RNA of Saccoglossus kowalevskii, 1826 nucleotides long. RefSeq names its product sorting nexin-8-like. Gene Ontology annotation, molecular function: protein binding; phosphatidylinositol binding. The record is from RefSeq and is a predicted model, not a curated record. NCBI's taxonomy places the organism in Eukaryota, Metazoa, Hemichordata, Enteropneusta, Harrimaniidae. Gene Ontology annotation, biological process: intracellular protein transport; early endosome to Golgi transport. Gene Ontology annotation, cellular component: early endosome membrane.